CUCUAAUUUUGUCAAGGCGUUUCAAAUGUACCAGCCACCUGAGCCAGACACUGAAGAUCAUUUGGAGGAGGAUGAGGUGACUUUUACAAACAUUGGGGAUGUGCUCGAUAAUGCUGUCGAUGUCAAUGACGUGGUUUUACCCCCGCAUCACAGAUGCGCAUCGCACACAUUGAACCUCAUCUCAUGCACUGAUGUCGAUACGUGGCUCAUGUCAAAGCCAGAAACAAAAUCUAUCUACAGAAAUGCUACCACAAAAUGUGCAGGGCUGUGGAACAAGGCAAGUCGGUCAACAGUGGCUUUGGAGAUUGUCAACGACGUUAUUGCUAAGAAGCUGCUUGUACCUUGCACCACCAGGUGGAAUUCAUUCUAUGAUGCGGUAGCUCGAAUUUCUGAGAUACCUGUGGCCGAAUUGAAUACAAUAUCCUCCCAACUUCAGAUGAAAUGCAUCAGUGAAAGGGAACAUCAGGUCCUUAAAGAGUAUUGUGUUGUGAUGAAGCCACUUACUGUGGCUCUUCACAUUCUGCAAGGCGAGGACAAUUGUUUUUACGGAACACUCUUGCCCACUCUGGAGACGUUGAUGUCUAAGACUCUGGAUUUAAAAAAACACCUUGCAAUCCUUGAUGGCCUACCAGAGGCAAUUGUUCAGGCAAUCAAAACCAGAUUUGCACGUGUUCUACUAGCUGCUGCAACCCUACCCAAGUUCAAGUUACGUUGGCUGCGUGACCAGGAGAGGAAGGACCUUGUAAAAGCAAGUCUAGUAGCAGAAUGCAGAAAAUAUGUCCCAGAGCAGGAUGAGCACCCAGGGGAAACCCCAACAACACAGCGCCGGCCAUCGACCAAAGAGGAUGAAUUCUUUAGCUUUGAUGAGAGUGAGGAGGAUGCCUAUGUCUCUGUUGAAAAUGAAGUAGCUGAUUACUUUAAAUCAGGAGCCACAGGGAUGGACGCUCUGAAUCAGUUUCCCAUAAUAAAGAACAUAUCACUGAAAUAUAAUGCAGCCACUCCAUCCAGUGCCCCAGUGGAAAGACUCUUUGCCUUGGGAACCUGAUUCUCUCUCCAAAGAGGAAGAGGCUCUCAGAUCAAACGUUUGAGAAGCUUCUCCUCUUGAGGUACAAUAACUGGUUUGAGAGCUAGCAAUGUUGUGGCUCCUGGUCAGAGGUGAGAGAUGAGACUUGUUAGCCAAUUUUAACGUUUGUUGAGAAUCUCAUCUCUGAUCUAUAUUUAGCUUUGCCUUAUGAGGCAUUUUUGUUAAAACAUUUUGUUAACCUUUUGUACUACUGCUUGAUUUGAAGGCCUGUUGCCCUGUUGAUUGCAAUAAAUAGGUCUACAAAAUAUGUUUAUUGUGUUUGACUGUUCAGUACUGUUCAUUACAUUAAAAAAGCAGACAUUACUUUCCCUAGUAACUAAUUACUU
Molecule: messenger RNA, 1410 nt
Organism: Pseudoliparis swirei
Lineage: Eukaryota; Metazoa; Chordata; Actinopteri; Perciformes; Liparidae
Exons: 2
Coding region: 26-1045 (339 amino acids)
Source: RefSeq, a predicted model, not a curated record